Boleophthalmus pectinirostris (great blue-spotted mudskipper) is the source of this 1160-nucleotide messenger RNA. It is a transcript of the gene tspan11, whose product is annotated as tetraspanin 11. Bases 226 to 990 code for a protein of 254 amino acids. NCBI's taxonomy places the organism in Eukaryota, Metazoa, Chordata, Actinopteri, Gobiiformes, Gobiidae. The record is from RefSeq and is a predicted model, not a curated record. The transcript is spliced from 8 exons. Gene Ontology annotation, cellular component: membrane.
AUUGAGAAACAAAAUAUGAAAUAUUGUCACAUUUUUUUUUAAAUAGGCCUGGUUUAUGAUAGAAAUCAAACAUCAAAGCAAGCAGUUAAUUCUGUUAUAAGUUAAGAGUUUCAGAUUUCCGAGUUUUCCUGAAAGCAUCGUGCGCACCAACCUGCAGCUGGACCACAGCUAAUCGGGAUAGCUUGACCGGACACAUCGACUUUGAGCUAUAUUGAAUAAAUCAACAUGUCUGCGGUUUACAAAGAUGAUCAGGAGGACUGGCUCACUGUGUGUCUCAAGUACUUGCUUUUUGUCUUCAACUUUCUUUUCUGGUUGGGGGGAGCUGCAGUUCUGGGUGUGGGAGUUUGGACUCUGAUCGAGAAGAGUGACUACUUGAGUCUGCUGGCAUCCAGUACGUUUGCAGUGUCAGCUUAUAUCCUGAUCCUGGCAGGCAGUUUGGUGGUGCUCACUGGGUUCUUGGGCUGUUGUGCUGUGAUCCGCGAACAGAAGAGCUGCCUCUCUACAUAUUUCUUCCUACUUCUGCUGAUAUUCCUAAUUGAACUUGUGGCUGGCGUAUUGGCUUAUGUCUACUACCAAAGGUUAAGUGAAGAGUUAAAACAGCAUCUUAGUCAUACUAUGACUGAAAACUAUGCUCAACCAGAAAAGGAUGCCAUCACAUUAGCUGUGGAUAGAUUGCAACAGGAUUUCAAAUGUUGUGGAAGUAACAACUCUCGUGACUGGACCGUAAGUGCCUACAUACUGUCGAAAGAGUCAGAAGGCAGAGUGGUGCCUGAUAGCUGCUGUAAGACUAUGACUCCUUUCUGUGGAAAAAGAGAUCACCCGUCCAACAUCUACAAAGUGGAGGGAGGGUGUAUAACAAAGCUGGAGAAGUUUCUUGCAGAUCAUUUGUUGGUCAUUGGAGCUGUGGGGAUUGGAGUGGCUUGUCUGCAGAUUUGUGGGAUGGUGCUGACCUGCUGCCUGUACAAAAGGAUCAAGAUGGACCCUUACUGACAUUAAGGACAGUUCAUUCAAAGAAAGCACUAACACACUGAUAACUGAACUUUAAGAUUUUAAAUAUUUACCAUGGACAUUUUGCACAUAUUUUAUGUCCCAAGGGGUUGUAUGCUGCCUAUGUUUUGCAUGGUUUAAAGCAGAAAGAUGAAUGGCCUUAAAAUGUUGGU